ACACAAGCGGCUGCAGCUCGACUAGAGAUCCCGUGGCUUUUAAUUCCCUCACUACUUUUUUUUUUACCCUCCUUCGAUGUGCCCCGUUAUUGCCAUUUGUCUCAGGCGUUCAUUUCCGCACCUGCCACAGUAGAGACCAGGCGAAGGCGAGGUAGAGGAGGAGACAAGGACAUUGCGAGAGCCGGGAGAGGCAGACGGUAGAGAUAGCAGCGGCGACUCGUUUGAGAUCUUAAAGGACAAAAAUGCUGCUCUGGACCAGAAUCGUAUUGGUCGGUCUCAUCUGCUUGUCCUUGGUGUCCUCUGGGAUGGGAUGCGGGCCGGGCAGGGGCUACGGCAGGAGAAGACACCCGAAGAAGCUGACACCUCUUGCGUACAAGCAGUUCAUCCCCAACGUGGCGGAGAAGACCCUCGGGGCAAGCGGCAGAUACGAAGGCAAGAUCACAAGAAACUCCGAGCGAUUUAAAGAACUGACUCCAAAUUAUAACACAGACAUCAUUUUCAAGGAUGAGGAGAACACCGGUGCGGACCGGCUAAUGACUCAGGUAAGGAGACUGAAUUCUCUCUCUUUUUUUUUCUCCUCCUAACGCACCAUCACUGCGCACUGCAACAACCUCCUUGUCAGACUGAUUGCGCACCUUAAGUGAAGUCUGUUUUACCCGCUGCUGAACUCUCAGCCCGAGCAUUUUAACUUCACUGUAAAAAGCAGAUGCGCUUUCUGCAGCAGCAUGGGAGUUUUCAGCGGCUGCAGGCUGGAGGCGAAUGGAGAAAUCCAGCUGGAGAAGUGAUGUGCAGGCGGACAGUCAGGACACUCGGCCUUCAUGAUUGUGACAGUAGAUUUAAAAUAUUAAUGUGCCCCUCUCCUCAUAUCUAUAUUUGUAUCUUUGUGGGGCUCUAUUUGUUGUCUUUCAGGAGCACAUCCAUGCUCCUUGAACACAGGCUGUAUUUGUUGCUUAUUUCUACUAAACAUUGCAGGUGGCUUUAAGCGCCUUUUCUUUUAUUCUGAAUACAGAGAGCUGCUGAUGCGCACCGCUUCAAACAGCCGGGUUUAUUCAGGCAUGGCGUGGCUCAUUCAGACAUUUUCUCGCAGAGGCUGCUGUAAUUUAGCCUUUCGCAUGGUGUGCAGCAGCGCGUGAAGACAGUGACAUUUCUUUGAGAGUGUCCUGAACACUAUCAGGACUUCAUUUCUGGGUGGGACUCGGUCAAUUAUAGGAGCGAGGCGCACGGGGGGUGAUGGAGCCUGACUUGCACGGAUGAUGACAUCUUUCUUUAAAUACUCCAUCCUCAUGUAGGCAGUUAGUUAUCAAAGCUCGCGCUGUGCAGAUAAGACCAGGCUGAGAAUACAUGACAGAGAUGUAGCCUUGAUUUCUCUCCAGGCUGCAGGAUGCCGCGUCUCUCCAGCAUGACUUUUAGCACUCAGAUGCUGGUGAAUUAUUAAAGGCGCUUGGGUGAUAUCGGCUCAGUAAUAAUAAAAAUGCCGGUGGUGGUGGUGGUGGUGGUGAUGGUGGUGGUGGCGAUGGAGCCAGGCGCGCGCCGGAGUCCCUGAACCCGUGCCUCGCACCAUGCAUGAGCACGAGCUGCGAUGAAAUAUUCACGGUGCGUGCGGGCUCGGCGUCCCUCUCAGCCCUCCCCACAUCUCCUCUGAGAGACACCUAUAGCUUCUCAUACGCACAGAGCGUGGAUUCAAAGGCGCGUGGGGAUGUGAUGGGCAAACUGGGGUUCAGAGAGCCCACUCGGAUUUCUCAAGGAGUUUCUAAGAUCUCCCUUCAUACAGUUAUAAGACGUUCAUUUUAUUCACCACAGAGACGAUUUAGUGACAUAUGUCUGCGAGGCUUUAAGCUGAGUAAAACACACCACCUGCUGUUGUGUUUACAGGUCUGUAUCAAAUCAUUUAUGCGCACAUGGAGUCCCUCGGAUAAUCUGGGAUUAUAUGUAUGGCCUCUGUUGGAGAGAGCUGUCUACUUCAUUGCCUAAAAAUCACGUCUUUUUGAGACUGCUGAUUAUUUGACUGAUUCACUUUUAAAAUUGUAACAAUAGUCGUGUCUGGUGUAUCCUCGCCUUCUCAAUCAGCAUCCUUGCCUUGUGUCUUAAGAAAACACAACAUCAGCCUCCGAGAGACAUUUACAUGUAAGUGGUUUUGGGUGCCCCUAACCGAGCUCGAAACGCAAUUUGAACUUCUGACCUUUGGUCAGCGGGAGUUCAUGCUGAGUGAAAACUGGUGAAAUUGUCCUUUUGGACAUGAAUUUCAGGAAACCUGCUUUAAGGGUUAUACAUCUAAAAGAGGACUGUGACUUUUCCUUGUGAUAUUCUGCCGGUGGAUAAGUGUUAUCACAUGGGGGUUCACGCUGUGCUGUGCGGCCGUUGCCUUGUUCUACGGCUUUACGCAUGACCAGUGUGGGAUUUUACGCACGGAAUUUUACGCACUAAUAAAGUGGGCUCUUUCUGUUGUUUCAUAUUUUAUGCAAUAUAUGUUGCAAUUAUGAAACGGGGCUCGUGUCUGAUUCAGUUCAAUUAUAUGUGACAAUAACUGAAUAGUUUUUAAUAUGUUUAAUUAUAUAUUUGAUACUUUGCUGCAUUAAUCUCCUGCUCCCGUAACUAUAAAGACGCAGCUCACUUCAGGAAAGCUGCCAAAAGAGGCGUGUUACAGCUGUUUACAGAUGUUUCUUGGGAGUUUUGGGGCCUGAGAUGAACAGGGGCAUCCUUUAUACGAAAAACCCCACAAAUUGUUGCCCCUCGUUUGGUCGUUUUGGUAUGACAAUAUGAAGGGGAGAUGCGCUGAUGCAGCAGUGGGAUUCGUGGUUCUGCCGAUUAAAAGUUUUUCAGGUAAACUUUGGUUUUCUUUAGGAAUUCAAAUAGACAAUUUUAAAACAGAACUGUGUGCUAAUUAGAUCAGAUGCGUUGGUAAUCUCCAGUGUAACCCUUAAAAGAAAAGAUUAAAUGGCUUUUUAAGGUGUAUUUUUGUUGCACUGUCAGGCUCCAGCAGUCUCUGCCCAAAGUGCAAACUCGCCGGCAAAGACAAGAGCUGGCGGCUUGUUUGCACUGACAGGUAGCUGAUAAGUGUUUCCUCUAACCAAAUCAUUUGUGAAAAGAUUAACAGGGAGGCUGUUGAACAACUUUACCCCGAGCACAAAGCGCCGGUCUGGGGCGCCCUGCUGCGCUUCACGGUGGCUGAGCAGAAUUUGGCUUGAUUUGCGGCACACGACCUGAUGAAUUAAUAAAUAGGUUAAGCUUUACGGCUCUUGACUCUGACAAUCCCACUCUGAAUGUGGGAGGAUUUUUUUGAGGGGUCCGUUUUUUGUACAACACAUUCUACAAGUGUGAUAUCCUCUUAAAACCCACACUGAUAUAUGAGGUGCCUCUUCUUUUUUACCCCAACUUGUGAACAUUCUUGCUUCAGGACGCACACAGGCUGUUCAUAAGAGAAAAAGGACAGUGGGUCACACACACAGACGCUCCUCUGUAUGGCCGCACAACCCCUGGAUAUUUCACAAGUCUGUCAGUCAGCAGCCAAAACACCUCGACUUAAGGAGGCAUGUCACGUCUUCAGGACUUUGCAGGAGAGGGAGAAUGAAAGUUUCCCUCCGCAGCUGCUCUGAAAAGCCUCUUUGUGAUGUUUUAUUUGACAUAUUGCUUGAGUGUCGAGAAUAGUUGUCUUGGAGAAGGCCAAGCAUCUUCAUUGAGAGCGCGCGCGAGACAGGGAGAGGUUGGGGUGCGACGACUUAUUUAUAGGACAACUGCCAGAUAUUUGGAGGCAGCAGCUGCUCUUGAAGAUCAUCUUCAUAUCAUCUGUAUAUCAAUUAUUGAUUAAAAGAAAACAGACAAGUUGCAACCAACAAAAAGGACGCGCUCAUUUCGUGGCCUUAAUACAAACUCAUGAAUUUGUAAUGUAUGCAUGUUGUGCUCGCUGCAACUCUUUUGGAGAGGAAGGAAGGGGAUGCUGCUCGCACCUUUCCAAGACCAAAGACCCAUAUGUUAUAGGCCAGUGAAGCGAAUGCGGUGCCUUAUCAAUAUUUCAUCAGCAGCUUUCUUAUCCGAGAUGUGCCCUCUGACGCUGCUGCUCACACUGACAAAUGUGAGCUCACAUCCAGGUUCAGAGAGGCAGCUCGGGCUCAGAGUUUCACCUCAACAUGGGAGGAAUUUAAGGGCGGCAGGUGGGGAUGGGGAGGCGAGGAGGAAAUCUCACUCUUAUAUUUUUAUGGUUACCACUUAGAGGAUCAAGAAAACAAACCAUUUGGAGAAUGAAACACCAGGAAAACUUUCAUUUGUGGCGCUUGUGGUCUGAUGGUUUGUUUCUCCUGCCUAUUAGGUUGUGUUUUACCAACCAAGAGCACUUCUUUCUCUUGCCAGAACACACAGCGUCAGAAUCAGAAGGCUCUGGAAGCAAAGGUUUAGCCAAAGAUCCCAGACUGUCGCACAUUUUACGCACCUGGACACCUUAAUGCUCCAAACUAUAACGCACAACAGGUGACCAAGUGCCUCAUUCUGUCUUUUCUCCCUGCAGAGAUGUAAAGACAAGCUGAACUCUUUGGCCAUCUCGGUGAUGAAUCAAUGGCCCGGGGUGAAGCUGAGGGUCACUGAGGGCUGGGACGAGGACGGACACCACUUCGAGGAGUCGCUCCACUACGAGGGCAGAGCCGUGGACAUCACCACCUCAGACAGAGACAAGAGCAAAUACGGCACUCUGUCCAGGCUGGCUGUGGAGGCCGGAUUCGACUGGGUGUACUACGAGUCCAAAGCGCACAUCCACUGUUCCGUGAAAGCAGGUACGACCAUGUACACUGAGUGGGCACUGUGAGGUGGGAAUGAUUAGAUUUGAACCAGUGCACUUGGGAUGAUGUAAAAGAGAGGGAAAGCUUUGGUCUUUUCUGAAAGUUUCUGCCAAAAAAGUUUCAUAAAACGGAUUUGAUGAUCUGUGUUGAAGGCACAAUAGCCCAAUAAAAGGAGGGUGAUAAUUUUACGCAUUAAGGGCUCUUAAAAACGGCAUUUUAAUGACCACUGAGAAGGAUGAGCAGAAAUGCGUAUAAUUUCGUUUCUAUUCUACAUCCAUGACAUUUUAUGAACGAAUAAUCCGCAUCCAGUCAGCGAUAAAUCAGGAGAACGUGCCCUCAGUGAUUGUCUGAUGAGGUAAUUACAGUACAGAGACCCCCACGUUUUAGCGCAGUCAUUCAUUUUGACAUGAUUUGUGUAUUAUGAAAUCUCUUUCUAUGAAUGAUGUAUGGGCGCAUCUCUGCCUGUAGGCUUGUGACUGAACAUUUCCCAUGCAGCUUUAUUUUUUGAUCUUACAUCGCCCCACACUGUCUCCUGGUGGGAACCACGACCACAAUCUAACAAGGCUCCUCGGUGUGACCUAGAAAAGUAGAUCAGAUUGUUCUCUGGAUUCUUACGCGCAAGUAUGUUGCUUUUUGGGUAAUAGGGGAUUUAAUUGGAUUUAGUUAUAUAAAGGAUCUGAAAAUGUUUGGGGAAAAAACGCAUUCCCCUUCAGAUUUUACUUCUCUCAGCUCUAAAAUCCAGUUUUAUUUUGACAUAUUGUUCAUUUCGGCUGUUAUUUUAGUUGAAAUAAUCUUCACUCAGCUAAAGGACACCUAUUGCGCUUAGAAAACACUCCUUCACACUGACUGAUGCCACUUUCUACAGCUUCUAAGAGCAGACUUUAUUGAUAAAUCCCUUACUUAUCAUUCAGCACACACGUUUUGAGAUCACAGCAUGGGCCGGGCCGACGUGUCAUUAGGGGUCAUGCGACUUUACCAAAAGGAUUUGGCUGGAACAAUGUUGAAUUGGUCGAGCUAAAUCUGGUUUUCAGUUGUCACCUUAUUUCAUGCUUGGGAAUCUAAAAAGAAGAUUAAAAGCCCCCAAAUUGUGAGUAGGAAACCCCUUUUUUCCCCUGUCUGUGUACACGGACAGUGUGAUCCUAGAAACUGGUAUGUGAAGAGCGCCACCAAGGCCAAAAUUAUUGUCAUCAGGACUGACAACAAAGCAGGGAGAGGUGGUGGAGAGAGGGGACAUUGAUGUUGCACAACAGAAAGCAUUUAAGGGUCCGGGCCCUCAUUUAAAUUCAAAUCUACAUCUCGAGAGGCUUGGAAAAGUGGCUCCGCUGGGUAAAUAGUAGUUGUGAGUCGCCUAUUUGUGUGAAUUGUCACAUAGAGGUUUCUGCACCUGAGUAAAUAUGGGAAGAGGAGCUGGGAAAGGCGUAAGUGUUCUUUACCGAGAGUCGCUCGAUCCACAAGCUGAUUUAGAAUAACAAUGGCUGCCCUUUAUUGGGUUUUUUAAUUAAGAAUAGAUGAGCCAAGGCUUUCAGUUUUUCAAGUCUCAGACAACGUGGGCCAAGCCAAUACGCAUUUGGCAGACAGGCAUCAUUAUGCAAAAUGCAUAUGGCCCACCAUGAUGUGUGUAGGCAGGAAAAAUACAAAUACGAGCAAAAAAAAGAGGGAGGUUUCUGAAUGGGCUUUUGAAUAGUGGCUGAAAAAGUAGCUCAAAGCACCUGUGAUUGAUUUCUUAGGUCCUGAAAAGGUUUUUUAAAACUGCUGGUUUUGGGUAUUUUCAUGUGAGUAACUGCCAGUAAUAUAAUUUGUGGUAAAAUUGAGACAUGCAUGAUUUUAUCUUAAAGCCAUAAUCUUUGUUUUGACAGAAAACUCAGUGGCUGCGAAGUCAGGAGGCUGCUUCCCAGGAUCCUCCACGGUAACCCUGCAGGAUGGCACCGAGAAGGCGGUCAGAGAUCUCCAAAAGGGAGACAGGGUCCUCGCAGCAGAUGAUGAUGGAAACCCCAUCUACACCGAUUUCAUCAUGUUCAUAGACCGAGACUCGACGACCAGGAGGCUGUUCUACGUCAUUGAGACAGACCUGGGCCACAGAAUCACCCUAACCGCCGCGCACCUCCUCUUCGUCAGCCAGAACAGCACGGAAGGAGAGCGGAUGUCUGCGGUGUUCGCGAGCCAGGUCCAACCGGGACAAAAGGUGUUCGUGUUUGACGCCGAUCGGCUCGAGCCUGUGACCGUAAAACGGAUUUACACACAAGAGCACGAGGGUUCAUUUGCGCCCGUGACCGUGCAGGGGACCGUCGUGGUGGACCAGGUCCUUGCGUCCUGUUACGCAGUGAUCGAAGACCACGAGUUGGCGCACUGGGCCCUGGCACCUGUCAGGCUCGCCCACUGGGUGUCCACAUCACUUUUCAGUUCCCAGCCUCGUGCCAGUGCGCAAAACGACGGGGUGCAUUGGUACUCCAAGAUCCUUUAUCAAUUAGGAACAUGGCUUUUGGACAGCCACUCGAUCCAUCCACUGGGGAUGUCAGUGCGCCCAAGUUGAAACCUCUUGUACAGGAGCUGAGUGAGACUGAACUGUUGGACACACGGACUAUUCAGUAGAUGAAAAAAAUAAAAUAAUAAUAAUAAUGAAAAGAAAAAAAAAACGAACAAACAGACAUGACAAAGGCCCCAGCGGAGUUGGGAUAUUUAUUUCACUGACUUUUCCAUGUGUCCCCUUUCAAAGAAUGAAUGGAGCCUUAAAAAGUUUCUCUUUGAAUAAUUUAUUCUCAUGUGAACUCGAUGCUGUCACACAAAUGGAUUCUGAAAACGGUGUGAGUGGCAAAUUGUGCAUAAUCUAUUUUUGUAUAUCUCAAAUGCAAAAAGAAAAAAAGAAAAAAAAACAAGAAAAAAAGAAGAAAAAAAUCGCAAAGAGAAAGAAGACCAUGUAGAAAGAAGCUAACUCUGACAGGUUGUAAUGUUCAUAUGUGCAUAUAUGUGCAACUGACUGUUAUAUUUUGGGGAGAACAAACUUCGCGGGGUUCCAUAAAUUAUAUUUUUAUACACAGAAUUGUAAAUUAGAUUUUGACAGAUCGCUACCGAAUCACAUUUCGUUAUUUGAAAUAGUGUAAGAUAUGAGAAUAUAUUUUAAUUUAAAUACAGUAGUUGGGAAAGUAUUGGAAAAUCUUGUACUGCUUGGUUUAUUAAGAUUUUUAUUAUUUCGGAAACUGUUGUUUUAAGUUGUCGGAGAGGGACAGAUAUUCUGCCUCAUGUCUGCAUUCUCUGCUUUUAUUUUGUUGUGUUUCUAUUCCUCUGUUUUCUUCUGAGAAAAAUAUUAAAUGCAGAUUCUGACAAUUCAGUAACAGUUAAAGUAGUACUGAAACAGUUUCGUUAAAUAAAUUAAUAAGUAACUCCUGUAAAUGUACUAAAAUGUAUUUUUCUUUUCAUAUUUUGUAAUAGGGAAAUAGUUUUAUAGAAAUGAACUGCGGCAGAUGCAAAGUUUGGAUAGUCUAUAUAGCCAGACCAUACCAGUUAACUUUCAUAACAGGGCGAUGCGUCAAAAAUGUCUAGAGUUUAUUAUUUAUAUGUUUAUUACAAAAUGAGAUAAAGAAAAUCUUCAAACUUGCA
Xyrichtys novacula (pearly razorfish) is the source of this 8360-nucleotide messenger RNA. The record is from the annotation of a GenBank genome assembly. NCBI's taxonomy places the organism in Eukaryota, Metazoa, Chordata, Actinopteri, Labriformes, Labridae.